UUGAGGUACCAGCAGCAGAGCUUUUACUAGUACCCAAGAAGAAUUCCUUGCGCUCUUCACUUGCUGCAAUGCACAAAACCAUGAUCAGGUUCCAUUUUAGAUAUUUCUUUUCCUUCCUUUCUUUUCUGCAGUUUCAGUAUUUCUAGAAACAAGUAAUUUAUGAAAUUGAGAAUAUCAACUUUAGAGCUGGAUUGUUAUUUAGAUUUAUUAGACAUGUUCUUGAAUAGCGAUUUGAAUUUGAAAAGCAAAGUGUUGGGAAGUUGUGUUUUAGCGGCAGUGCAACUAAUGACUGCCCGUUUCAUGAAGGAUUUGGAAGGAGCUGUGAAAUACUAUUGGUGUUAAAAAGAUCUGGGAUACAGCUUUGGUUGAAAUGACCCCUGUCAUUCAGUUCUCUGAUGGUGUUCUGCAGAAGCUUUCCUGCGUGCAUGCACUCACAGAAUACUCUAUGACCAAAUGCAGUGCUUUUUGGGGGGAGGACGCAGGGAUAUGCAUACCCCUAACAUUUUGUGAAUCUUUGUACUUUUGUCCAUUUACUGCAGGGGUGGCCAACUCUCAAGAGACUGCAAUCUGCUUUCAGAAUUAAAAACUGGCAGUAAUCUACUCCCGUUUUUGGGGGGUUCAGCUCAAAGUUGUUGAGCUUUUAUGAGGAAGGGAAACCCCAUUUUGGGGGGGGGGUUCAGCACAGAGAAACCUCCAUCUUCCCUUCCAGAGAUCAAACAACAAUGGAGGGUGGGGUGAGGGAGUGGGGCAGGAGUCAGUUUUAGCAGUGCUAAGGAAAGGGAGCCAGAGAUCGACCGCGAUCUAUUAAAACCUAAGGGGCAUCUACCAGUAGAUCGCGAUCAACCUGUUGGACAUCCCUGAUUUACUGUAUUUCUUUUUCUUGAUUUGAACCAUAAAAUAGUGAUUUGCUUGACUCAAAAUAAGAGUACCCCCAAACAUAUAUAUAUAUAUAUAUAUAUAUAUAUAUAUAUAUAUAUAUAUAAAAGCACUGACCAAAUGUUUGGCUACCAAAUGCUGCUUAACAACUGAAAUUGCCAAUAACAGAAGAAAGAACAGUUGAUAGUUCUAAGAAGUUCAGCAGCUUCCUGAGGAGGUUCUGCUUACAAUGAGAUUUCCGUUGAAGCUGCUUAUCUUGCACAAUGUCUCGUUUUGUAGCAGAUGUCGUGGCUAUUAAUAGGUGUUCUUUCCCCAUUCUUUGAAAGCACACAGUGAAUUAUUACAUUCAUACACAUUUCAAAAAUAUCCUGAUUCUAGUCCUAAAUUAUAACUACAAAGCAGUAUUUAACUUUGCAUGUUUUCCUCUUAUUCUAAAAAGAGGAUUUCUCCAUGACAUAUUGUUAUUAGUUUGGUGGGGAAUAGGCCGUAUACCAAGAUCCUUAUAAUUCCUGGAUCCAGCAAGUGUUAAAACCUUUUUAAAAAAAUUAAGAUUUUUUUAAUUGAAAUUUUUCCAUAAUACAGUAAAAUCGAAGCUACAAAAGAUACAAAGCAAAGGAGAAAAACAGAGGAAGAAAAGAAAGAUACAAUAGAAAUAAAAAGCAGAGAGAGAGAGAGAGAGAGAGAGAGAGAGAGAGAGAGAGAAAGAAAGAAAGAAAAAAGAAAGGAAGGAAGGAAGUGAGGUAACAGGCCAUUAAGGUAACCAAGGGAGUGGAUCAGUGCCAGAGAACAAAUGGGUGGCCCCCUCCCCUUAGAAAAUACAGUAAAGGCUGAGUUUCCUGCCAACCUAGCAGUUCGAAAGCAAGCCAAGUGCAAGUAGAUAAAUAGGUACCGCUUCGGCGGGAAGGUAAACGGUGUUUCCGUGUCCUGCUCUAGUUCACCAGAAGCGGCUUAGUCAUGCUGGCCACAUGACCCGGAAGCUGUAUGCCAGCUCCCUCGGCCAGUAAAGCGAGAUGAGCGCCGCAACCCCAGAGUCGUCCACGAAUGGACCUAAUGGUCAGGGAUCCCUUUACCUUUAAAGGCUGAGUUGUUUGUGUGUAAGCUAGAAGCUAGAGGAGAGGCAUACCUGAUUUCUGCUCACAUCCAAGGCUGUGGCUAUGGGGGAAGCAAAACCUCUUGAGAUGUUAAUGCUUUGAUGUGCCACCAUUGUAGGCUCAGGUUGCAUAUAUGUGUAAAUAAACCAUAUCUCAUAAAGACACCACAGCCUCCACUGUCCCUCAUUCUGAAGGAAACACAAACCCUGGGGAAGCGCCUGGGACGCCUGGAAUCUUGCAGCCCUCAGAGAUUGGGCUGGUUUGUGACAAUAUUUAACUAGUUGCUAUUUUCCAUUAUCUGAUCAGUUAUCUGUCUGUGCUGGUUUCCUUCCACUAAAAAUAGUUGUAAAUUUGAAUACUUAGUUGCUUAUCUCUCUCCCCCCCCCCCCCCGAAAUGCACGAUAGUGCUGUGGUUUGAUCUUUGUGUUUUAACCUGAUGAGAUGGAGAUUGUACUGCUGCUCUCAGAUAGGGGCUUUGACCGGGUGAGUGUCUGCAAAAAAGUGCCUAUAAACAUAUUCUUGAUGGUUUUUAUUUCUUUGUUUAGCAAAGGAAAGUCUUGGCAUUUGUUUCUUCUUGAAAUGCCAUCUCAGCCACUCUUAUUCAAAGGCAGCUUCACUUUUCAGUUUCUUCUGUUUCUGCAUAUUGCUCACUGCUAUACUUUGGCCACCUCAUGAAAAGAGAAGACUCCCUGGAAAAGACCCUGAUGCUGGGAAAGAUUGAGGGCAGAAGGAGAAGGGGACGACAGAGGAUGAGAUGGUUGGGGGAGGAAGUGGAAGACAGGAGUGCCUGGUGUGCUCCGGUCCAUGGGGUCACGAAGAGUCGGACAUGACUAAAUGACUAAACAACAACAUGCAGGAAAAUGUAUGAAUAAAGGAAGACAGAGCUUCCUUCCUUCCUUACUUCCUUCCUUCCUUCACCAACAUGCUUCUGUUACCUUAAUUUAUAGGGUGACGGACAGACUGCCAUAAGACAAAGUUGAAUGCAGUUUACAUGGACUCUGGACUUUCUUUAAUGGAACCAAUAUAUAAUUAUUAUUACAAUUCCCAUUACUGCUGCUUGGGUCAUCUAGAACUCUUACUUGGUGGCAAAGCAUGGGAGAUCCUCUAAAUGUAGUUGUGUCCCUGUAGUUGCAACAAUGGUGAGAUUUAAGACUGAUCUGUUAGGAAAAUUUUUUAAAAAUCCAAUAGGAACGCAAUUAAACAAAAUUGCCUGCAACCUACUCUUUGAGUUUACAGUUAGAAUUAGAGUUAGAGUUACAGUUCUUGGUUAGAAUUCUGGAAGAUGGGUUCAGGCUUACUUUGUAAGGACAAUAGAGCAAAAAAUUGCUCAACUAAAUUUCCAUAAAUCAAUGGACUAGAGGCUUAAAAAAAUAAAAUAAAGCUGGACAUUUGUGCCCCUCCUUUCAGCACAGGGAAUGCUGAGGUGUAGCCUAGCUCACAAGCAGUGCCUAACUCCUUGCCACAUUCAGCAAGGACCAGCCCAGUUCAAACUCAGUACAGCAGCUGUUCCAAAGAUGUUCCUCACUUCUAAGCUAUUUACCCUUCUGCUUUUCUAGUUGGUUUAGCCCAGCUUACCGGUAGAUGUAAUGCACAGCUGUUCUAUGUUGCACUGGGUGUGGGCUGCACCACUUCCUUGAUAGGUACUUGGGAGGCAUGCAUCCCAAAAUGAACAGCUCAGCAGAAGAGAGGAGGUGGUGCAACUUGCCUUAGAAAUUUCUAACAGAAAUAUGUCAGGUGUCCAGCAUGAAGUUUGCUAAUUAGACUCAGUAGGCUAAGUGUCUGGUAGCUUGGUGGAAUGCCCCACCUUCCAUUUUUGAUUAUAGGGAAGAUGACUGCCAAGCCUACUUGCCAUUUAGCUUCUGCACUACAAAGAAAGCUAGUCCACCCAGGAGAGGACCACCAGAUAAACUCUUCUUCCUCGUGCAUGCUAGCUUCUGGGGAGCAGUCAAGCACUGUAUUUCAAGACUAGUCCUCAGCCUCAGAACAUGUUUCUGGUUCAAGGUUUGGAAUCCCUGGUAGCAUGUGCUCGAAAGAGCAGCACCUGAAUGACUUGUUAGUAUGCACAUAGAGCCCCAUUGCAUGCUGCCGAAACAUGCAGAAGGCAUGGCUGGUUUGUGCAGCAGGAGCAGGGCUACUCUGUGUUAACCAUGAUAUAGAAAAAUAGGAGUGAGUGGCUUUUGCUGCCCAACUCCACAAACGAACUGAGUCCUCUAAGUCCAUGACUGGUCAGAGAUGAAUGGAUGGAGGCAGGAUGCAGUGAAAGCAAGGCUGGUCUUUAUUUUUCCGUUGCGGCAGAGUUCCCUCCCCUCCUAGCAAGGAGGCAAGAGAGACCCGGAACCCAGAAGAAACAUCUCUUUUAAGGGUUUGCAUUUUGGCAUGGAGAAGAAGGACAUUGCCUCUACAAACAGUCAGAAAUUACAUCACACACAAGGUGGAGUUACUGUGGCUCAGGCAGGCCAAGGUGCGAUAUUCCUGAGGAUUUAGCAAGUUUUACAUAGUUCCAGACACAGUUUACACAAAAAAAUAGCAUUUGAUAAGACAAUCAGGAUGCCGGUCAGACAAUCCCUCAAUCUGGGCAAACAAUGGCAAUUAAUACAAAGGAGGUUCAUAGAUAUAGGAGAGGAAUCCCUUCAGGAACUUCCCCUGAUUGCUAUCUGCCUACAUGUUCUCAAGCAAGGCAGAUUAAGGAGGCAGAGGAAAUAAGUCUUCAGGAGAGCCAAGAGGGUUUUUGGAUUGUUGUCCUGUACUAUUUUAGACAUGUGGUAUAUAUACUUAUGUACAGUGGUAUCUCAGUUCUCGAAUGUAAUCCGUUCUGGAAGACCGUUUGAGUUCUGAAACAUCUGAAAACCAAGGUGCAAAGGGCUGCCUGCAAAUACAACUGAGAAAAUUGAAAAACAUGCAGUGGAAGCUGUUCAACUUCUGAGGCGUAUUUAAAAAAAAGGAAGCAUUUACUUCUGGGUUUCGGUGUUUGCGUUCUGAAAUGUCCAUCAACAGUUCAAGAACCGAGGUACCACUGCAUGUGUGUUUACCUUGUGCAAUUGUCAACAUUUAUUCUGUAUUUGAGACCUUAGAAUUCUUAUAACAACCACAUGACUGCCUUCACACAUUGUUUUAAUGCAUGUAGGGCAUCUGUGGCCAGGCCCUGAAAACAGCAGGAUGAGGAAGAAUCCUUCUUGUUCCUGUCUUCAGGAACGUGAGUGCCAGCUGCCAGGCUCAGGUGUUAUUGUUAGGUGGCUACAGCUAUUGGACAGUAGGCAUUUUGCACAGGACUUUGUAUCAUUACUUUGUUUAAGCACUAACAAAUUGUUAUAGGUUUGAGGGAGGACCCUCCUAAACCUUAGAAAUUAAUAAAUGGUUGGCUUUUGAUCAAUUGGUAUAUGGAUGAAAGUACUAGCUGCAGAACUGGGCCGGACAAGGAAUCCCUGGCUGGCCUAGUGAAGAGCAAAUCUGGUAACAUGCCAAAAUGUGUUGAUGGGCCAUCUGAGAGCAAUCCUUUGGUCUGAGGAGACAGAUGUUGCCAAGGUGAUGGGUGUGUGUGUUGAAGUGACAGGAAAAAGGAGUCUGGUAGCAAGGGAUUCUGGGAAGGAGAAGGAGAAACAGAGUCUGGAAUCCAUCUUGGGAAGGCUGGCUAGGAAAGAUGCCUUGGCUACACUGCUGUGGGGGACAGUCGUCUCUUGAAAUGACCAUGCUGUAAGACCUGGACUCCCUCCAUGCAGACUGAAGGUGUAAAUAGGUGAUUAAACCGUAUUUCUUAAAUCUAUGACUGUCUCUGCUGUGUCUCAAUUCUCCAAAGAAGCACAGACCCUGGGUGAGUGCCUGGAACGCCCCUAGGCUCUUGCCACCGCUGGGCAGAGAGAUGGGAAAGCACAGAACUUUUGUAAACAAUAUCAGUUCAGGAAAUAAUUUUGCAAUUUGAGGAGGUAGCUGCUUUGCUUACUCAACAAAAUCCUUAUCUGCACAGCGUUUCAUAGGACACUGAUAGCUGGUAAGUUCACAAACCACACAGGAGGAGGAGCCUCAGCUAUAGAUAUAAUGUAAACCCUUUAGUGUUUUGGAUCAGCUAAGCAUCUCAGUGAAAGGAAGAGGAACAGGGAACCUGCCAAGUUUCUCCAUUUCACACUCUUCAGUCGGUGGGUCAUAUGCAAUAAUAAUAAUAUUAUAAUAAUUAAUUAGGAUAUGUUGUAUUCUGCCUCGUUAUACUUUGUCGUAAAGAGUGGCUUAUAAAUUCAUAAAUAAGUACGUUGAGAUAAUCCUUGCCCUCGGAAAUGCUUGGAAAAGAUAAUUACAUAAUCUUGUAAUUUCGCUUUGCUAUGUUGUUAUGAAAUUGUUUUGUAACGUUUCUUGGUUUGUAAGCUGCUUGGAGCGUGUGUGUGUGUGUGUGUGUGUGUGUGUGUAAAAGUAGCUUACAAAUAAAAUGAAUGAAUUAAUGAAGGUGGCUUGCUUCAACAGCUGGCUGAUGGCUGCACAACUUCCAUUUCUGUUGUGGCACCAUGGACAGUAGCAUUGCAAUAGUAAGUGGUUGUAUACGCAUGCUAUACAUUUAAAGCGCACCCCCCACUUAAGCAGUCCAGGGAACUGUAGUUUGCUAUGGGUGCACUCUGAGGGGUAAGCAACAGUUCCCAGGUUUCUUGAGGGAGAGGGAAUGUGCCUUAAAUUUGGGGUGUGUAUGCAGCCAGUGUACUGAGUUCUAGAUAUUCCAGCAGGACAGUCUCAGCUCUGGAUAUUAUUUUCUAACAGCCAGAUCCUAUAUUAAUACUUGAAUCAUGAUUCUGAGUAUUGGAACAGUCGGUCUAUCAGCUACUAAGCAGUUCACAAUCAGAUAUUUUAACUUAUUUCAUAAAAUGGAAAGUUUUCCACAACUUUUCCACAAAGUUUCCACUUUCCACAAAGAAGAUAAAAGUGCUACUGUGAAAGAAAUGUGGAGGAUGAUUAUUUAUGUUUAGGGAAGCUUUUAAUGUUUGAUGUAUUACAGUAUUUUAAUAUUUUUUUGGAAGCCGCCCAGAGUGGCUGGGGAAGCCCAGCCAGAUGGGCAGAGUAUAAAUAAUAAGUUAUCAUCAUCAUCAUCAUUAGUUAUGGAGCUGCCUUUUUUACUCACUGUGUUGAAUAUCGGUCUCUGAGCUGAAACCGAAAUGCUGUGCAAGCAUUCAAUACAACAAGGCACAAGUUGUUCAGGUGGAAUUUUGCAAAACAAUGUAUUUCCAAUUGAAAAAAUGUAGAUGUUCUCUUUCAGCAUGCUGAUAAUUUUGAAGAGUCAAAUAACAGGGCUUUCUUUUUUUUCUUUUUCUAAUGUGUCCCCCCCCCCCCAUUUAGCAACACACUGGCUCUCUUGUAUUUCAUCUUGCUCAUGGCUUUCUCUGCUAUUGCUGGGAAACUGCAUUACUGUAAGUCUUACUCUGCGCUGAUUUUACUCACAGAAAUACCUUGAAUAUGAUUGAUUCUUUCUGUUGAAUGAAUGAACUGCUGGUCACAGUUGUGCGUCUAAACUAGUAUGAUCUAGACAUCCAUUUGUCAGUUUUCAUUUCUUAGCGCAGAAAGUAUUAAUCUGAUGAGUACAGAGUCUGAAAAGACGCAACUUAAAAAUUACCGCCCCAUAUCACUUCUUAAUGUAGAUUACAAAAUUUUUGCAGAUAUUCUGGCUAAAAGAUUAAAAAAUGUGUUAGCAGAAGAAAUUCAUAAAGACCAAGCGGGCUUUCUCCCGGGCAGGCAUUUGUCUGAUAAUACGAGGAAUAUAAUUAACAUUUUAGAAAAGCUACAAGUGAAGAUUAAUACUAAAGCAGUUUUGAUUUUUGUGGACACGGAGAAAGCCUUUGAUAAUGUUUCCUGGAGUUUUAUGAAGAAGAAUUUAUUAGGGAUGGGGGUUAGUAAAAGUUUUGGAAAUGGUAUAGGUGCAAUCUAUUCAAAACAAAGGGCUAUUUUUUUUUUUAAAUGAUAUUUAUUAAAGUUUCACAAAAAUACAGAAAACAAAGAAAAAAGUAUAAAUUACAGCAAAAAAGUAAAAAGUAAGAAAAAACAUACAAAAUAAAACAGUUAAAAACACAAUAAUGUUCCAUAACCUAUCUUCCUUACUCUUAUUUCCCCAGACCUCCUCAUACCUCCCUUCUUUGUAUUCCAAUUCAAUUUGUUGGUUCAGCAAAUCCUUACCAUUAAUCUUUUACCCAAUUGUUAACCUUUUUUUUCCAUGUCUCUUAAAGCAUUACAGCUGAAAACCUCUUAGUUUCUAUCCAACAUCCUUCUAAAGUUCCUUAAUUUUACAAUAUUUCUGUAAAUAGUCCUUAAAUUUUUUCCAGUCUUCUUUCACCGACUCUUCUCCCUGGUCUCGGAUUCUGCCAGUCAUUUCCGCCAAUUCCAUGUAGUCAAUCACCUUCAUCUGCCAUUCUUCCAAAGUGGGUAGAUCUUGUGUCUUCCAAUACUUUGCGAUAAGUAUUCUUGCUGCUGUUGUAGCAUACAUGAAAAAGGUUCUGUCCUUCUUUGGCACCAGUUGGCCGACAAUGCCCAAGAGAAAGGCCUCUGGUUUCUUCAGAAAGGUAUAUUUAAAUACCUUUUUCAGUUCAUUAUAUAUCAUUUCCCAGAAAGCCUUAAUCUUUGGGCACGUCCACCAAAGGUGAAAGAAUGUACCUUCAGUUUCUUUACAUUUCCAACAUUUAUUAUCGGGCAAAUAAUAAAUUUUUGCAAGCUUGACUGGGGUCAUGUACCACCUGUAUAUCAUUUUCAUAAUAUUCUCUAUUAAGGCAUUACAUGCCGUAAACUUCAUACCUGUGGUCCAUAACUGUUCCCAGUCAGCGAACAUAAUAUUAUGUCCAACAUCUUGUGCCCAUUUAAUCAUAGCAGAUUUCACCGUUUCAUCCUGAGUAUUCCAUUUCAACAGCAAGUUAUACAUUCUUGACAAAUUUUUAGUUUUGGGUUCUAACAAUUCUGUUUCUAAUUUUGACUUUUCCACUUGGAAUCCUAUUUUCUUAUCCAAAUUAUAUGCCUCCAUUAUCUGAUAGUAGUGGAGCCAAUCUCUCACUUUAUUUUUAAUUUUUCAAAACUCUGCAAUCUCAAUUUAUCUCCUUCUUGCUCCAAAAUUUCCCAAUAUGUCGGCCAUUUGGCCUCCAUAUUGAGCCUUUUCAGAGCUUUUGCUUCCAUUGGUGACAGCCACCUUGGGGUUUUAUUUUCCAAUAAGUCUUUGUAUCUUAUCCAAACAUUAAACAAUGCUUUCCUAACAAUAUGGUUUUUGAAUGCUUUGUGUGCUUUGACCUUAUCAUACCAUAAAUAUGCAUGCCAUCCAAAUACAUUGUUAAAACCUUCUAAAUCCAAAAUGUCUGUGUUUUCAAGAAGUAGCCAUUCUUUCAGCCAGCAAAAAGCUGCUGAUUCAUAAUAAAGUUUAAGGUCUGGCAGGGCAAAUCCACCUCUUUCCUUGGCAUCAGUUAAUAUCUUGAAUUUUAUUCUGGGCUUCUUGCCCUGCCAGACAAAUCUAGAAAUAUCUCUCUGCCACUUCUUGAAACAGUCCAUCUUAUUUGAAACAGUCCAUCUUAUCUUUUUCUAAUGUGUCCCCCCCCCCCAAUUUAGCAACACAAUGGCUCUCUUGUAUUUCAUCUUGCUCAUGGCUUUCUCUGCUAUUGCUGGGAAACUGCAAUACUGUAAGUCUUACUCUGCGCUGAUUUUACUCACAGAAAUACCUUGAAUAUGAUUGAUUCUUUCUGUUGAAUGAAUGAACUGCUGGUCACAGUUGUGCGUCUAAACUAGUAUGAUCUAGACAUCCAUUUGUCAGUUUUCAUUUCUUAGCGCAGAAAGUAUUAAUCUGAUGUGUACAGAGUCUGAAAAGACGCAACUUAAAAAUUACCGCCCCAUAUCACUUCUUAAUGUAGAUUACAAAAUUUUUGCAGAUAUUCUGGCUAAAAGACUAAAAAAGGUGUUAGCAGAAGAAAUUCAUAAAGACCAAGCGGGCUUUUUCCCGGGCAGGCAUUUGUCUGAUAAUACGAGGAAUAUAAUUAACAUUUUAGAAAAGCUACAAGUAAAGAUUAAUACUAAAGCAGUUUUGAUUUUUGUGGACGCGGAGAAAGCCUUUGAUAAUGUUUCCUGGAGUUUUAUGAAGAAGAAUUUAUUAGGGAUGGGGGUUAGUAAAAGUUUUGGAAAUGGUAUAGGUGCAAUCUAUUCAAAACAAAGGGCUAAACUAAUUGUGAAUAACGUAGUGACAGAAGAAUUUAGGCUUGGGAAAGGAACACGACAAGGUUGCCCAAUUUCUCCAUUGCUUUUUAUUUCGGUCCUGGAGGUGUUGCUAAAUAUGAUUAGAAGGGACCAAUUGGUUAAAGGUAUACAAGUGGGAUCUAAACAGUAUAAAUUGAAAGCAUUUGCAGAUGAUUUAGUACUGACAUUACAGGAGCCAGAAUCAAGCACGAAAAGAGUAUUAGAAUUGAUUCAAGAAUUUGGUCAGGUAGCAGGUUUUAAGUUGAAUAAGAUGAAAACUAAAAUCCUGGAGAAAAAUCUGAAUGUGAUUGAGAGAGAGAAGUUUCAGAGAGAGAGACAGGCUUGACACUGGUUAAGAAAGUGAAAUACUUAGGGGUUAAUAUGACUGCUAAAAAUGUGAAUUUAUACAAGGAUAAUUAUGAAAAAUGUUGGACUGAAGUGAAAAAAGAUUUAGAAAUAUGGUCAAAUUUGAAGUUAUCGCUUCUAGGCCGAAUUGCUGUGAUAAAAAUGAAUGUAUUGCCAAGAAUGUUAUUUCUGUUCCAAUCAUUGCAAAUCUUGGACAAAAUGGACUGUUUCAAGAAGUGGCAGAGAGAUAUUUCCAGAUUUGUCUGGCAGGGCAAGAAGCCACGUAUAAAAUUUAAGAUUUUAACUGAUGCUAAAGAAAGAGGUGGAUUUGCCCUGCCAGACUUAAAACUUUAUUAUGAAUCAGCCGCCUUUUGCUGGCUGAGAGAAUGGAUGCUUCUUGAAAAUACAGACGUUUUGGAUUUGGAAGGUUUUAAUAAUGUAUUUGGUUGGCAUGCAUAUUUGUGGUAUGAUAAGGUCAAAGCACACAAAGCGUUCAAAAACCAUAUUGUAAGGAAAGCAUUGUUUAAUGUCUGGAUAAGAUAUAAGGAUUUGUUAGAAAAUAAAACCCCAAGAUGGCUGUCACCUAUGGAGGCAAAGGCCCAGAAAAAACUCAAUAUGGAGGCCAAAUGGCCGAAGUAUUGGGAAAUUUUGGAACAAGAGGGUGACAGAUUAAAAUUACAAAGCUUUGAAAAAUUAAAAAACAGAGUGCGUGAUUGGCUCCAUUAUUACCAAAUAAUGGAGGCAUACAAUCAGGACAAAAAAUUAGGUUUUCAAGUGGAAAAAUCAAAGUUGGAAACAGAAUUGUUAGACCCUAAAGUUAAGAAUCUGUCAAGAAUGUAUAACUUGCUACUGAAAUGGAAUACUCAGGAUGAAAUGGUGAAAUCUGCUAUGAUUAAAUGGGCACAGGAUGUUGGACAUAACAUUAUGAUGGCUGACUGGGAACAGUUAUGGACCACUGGUAUGAAGUUUACGGCAUGUAAUGCCUUAAAAGAGAAUUUAAUGAAAAUGAUUUACAGGUGGUACAUAACACCAGUCAGGCUUGCAAAAAUCUAUCAUUUGCCCGAUAAUAAAUGUUGGAAAUGCAAUGAAACUGAAGGCACUUUCUUUCACCUUUGGUGGACAUGCCCAAAGAUUAAGGCAUUCUGGGAGAUGAUCUAUAAUGAAAUGAAAAAGGUAUUUAAAUAUACCUUCUUAAAGAAACCAGAGGCCUUUCUCCUGGGCAUGGUGGGCCAAUUGGUGCCAAAGAAGGAUAGUUUUUUCAUGUAUGCUACAACAGCAGCAAGAAUACUCAUCGCAAAGUACUGGAGACACAAGACCUACCUACCAGGGAAGAAUGGCAGAUGAAGCUGAUGGAUUACAUGGAAUUGGCGGAAAUGACUAGCAGAAUCCGAGACCAGGGAGAAGAGUCGGUGGAAGAAGAUUGGAAAAAAUUUAAAGCUUAUUUACAGAAAUAUUCUAAAAUUAAUGAAUGUUAGAAAGAUGCUGGAAAGAAGUUAUAUGACUUUAGUAGAAAUAUUAUAAAGAAUUAAGUAUGAAUAGCUGACAUUGGGUAAAGAUGUAAAUUUAAGUUUAAAACUUCGUUAAAUUAAAUUAUGGAACUAACUUUGUGAAAGAGGGAAAGGACUUGCUAGAAUAUUUAAUUGAACUAGAAUACAAAAAAGGAGGUGUGAGGAAGUCGAGGAAAUAAGCUAAUGAAAGAUAAGGAUAUGAAAAUAUGGGGGUCUUUUGUAUGUUUGUUUGUUCUCUUUUGGGUUUUUUUUUAAUGUUUUUCUUUUCUUUUCUUUUUUUGGUAUUGUUGAUGUUUUGUAUAUUUCUCUCUUGUUUUUCUUUUCUUUUUUGUAAUGUUUAAACUUUAAUAAAUAUUUUAUAUAUAAAAAAAUAUUAAUCUGAUGUGUAGAGAGCUUUCCUAUUCUGGUUAGUUCAAGAGUGUUCUGGAAAGGUUUAUUUCUAUGUGAGAGAAACAGGAAUAUGGUUUCUGGUGGUUGGGUUAUUUCUCUGGGAAGCUGUGUACAGCUGGAUUAAACUGGUUCUGUUAUGUUUCUGUCAAGGUCAUGCUGACUAUUAUAGUAAGGCAAUGAGGAGCCUGGGAUCUUAUUCUUGCUUUAUCUUUCUUUGUUCUGAUGUUCUGUUCCGUAUGCUUAGUGCUAAGGUUUAGUCUUAUUCUACGUUUGUAGGUUUUAUUUUAAGUGCUGCAACUGGAUUUUUUUAUGAACUGUGCCAAUCCUGAUUGCAUUGGAUUUGUGACCAUUAUGUAUCCAGGCAUGGCCAAACUUGGCCCUCCAGCUGUUUUGGGACUACAACUCCCAUCCUCCCUAGCUAACAGGACCAGUGGUCAGGGAUGAUGGGAAUUGUAGUCCCAAAACAGCUGGAGGGCCAAGUUUGGCCAUGCCUGAUUUCAGUAUCAGUAAAGCUCUGCUGGAUGAAGCACAAUUGCCUCUGGUCUAUUUUUUUGGGAACUCUGCUGAACUCUGCUACAUGUUUAAGUUUUUCCCUCUUCCGGCGCUGAUGUGACACCAUUACCAUUGAAAAAUUUCCUUAAAAUAUACAUAAACACCCCAAUCCAGUUUCCAUGAGCACUGCAAUUUGAUCAGUGAAAACCAGGUUCUAUGACCACUCAGCCAGUGCAGACGGACGCCUGCCUAUGUCACUGUGUUUAUUUGGGCUUCAUUGAACUGCUUUGAUGGAUCUUUUGAUAGGGAUGCACUUUGUACUGGGAUGGUGGGAAGAUUCAUGAGCUGGAUCAUGUCCAUGUCAAAAGUGCAAUUCCUAAUCCAGAAGAGGGCACAUGUAGAUGAAUGUUGUUGUUGCUGUUGCUGUUGUUGUUGUUUUGCAUUUGUUUCCAAGACACAGUUACUGGUUUUAGUAUGUCAUUACCAACAGCAUUAAACAAGCUAGGAAAUCUCUCCUGAUGUAGGUAUGCAGAAUGUUUUUGUCCAAGCGCCCAUCACUUCAUAUUUUGCAAAGGAAUUUUGAAUCUAUAUGUAUGUUUGCAGGGCUUACAAUAGAAGGUGAGGCUUUUGUUGUAAGGUGCCCUGUGCAUGACACUGUGGUCUGGCAGCGUGGGGAUACAACCAUCUCUACAGACAAAAGGGCCCGAAUACAUGCUUCUGGGAAUGAACUGUGGUUUCUGCCUGCAUCCAUUGAGGACAAUGGAAAUUAUACAUGCAUCCAUCCUGAGUAAGUAAAAAACGAGCAAAAGCUUUGCAUGAGUGUGUGUCAUAGAAUCAUAAAAUUGAAAGGACCCCAAGGGUCAUCUAGUCCAACCCUCUGCAAUGCAGGAAUCUCAGCUAAAGCAUCCAUGACAGAUGGCCACCCAACCUCUGCUUCAAAACCUCCAAGGACUCCCACCAGCUCUCAUGGGAGUCUGUUCCACUGCUGAACAGAAAGUUUUUCAGAAUAUUUAGUCAGAAUCUCUUUUCUUGUACAGUGGUACCUCAGGUUAAGAACUUAAUUCAUUCUGGAGGUUUGUUAACCUGAAACUGUUCUUAACCUGAGGUACCACUUUAGCCAAUGGGGUCUCCCACUGCCACUGCGCCACCACUGCACGAUUUCUGUUCUCAUCCUGAAGCAAAGUUCUUAACCCGAGGUACUAUUUCUGGGUUAGCGGAGUCUGUAACCUGAAGCAUCUGUAACCUGAAGCAUAUGUAACCCGAGGUACCGCUGUAACUUGAAGCCGUUGCUUCGAGUCCUACCCUCCAGAGCAGAAGAAAACAAGCAUGCUCCCUCUUCCAUGUGACAGCCCUUAAGAUAUUUGAAGAUGGCUAGCAUAUCUCCCUUCAGUCUCCUCUUUUCUAGGCUAAACAUACCCAGCUCCUUCAAGCGCUCCUCGUAAGGCUUAGUUUCCAGACCCUUGAUCAUCUUGGUUGCCCUCCUCUGCACAUGUUCCAGCUUGUCAACAUCCUUUUUAAAUUGUGGUGCCCAGAAUUGGACAUAGUAUUCCAGGUGUGGUUUGACCGAGGCAGAAUAGAGUAGUACGAUUACUUCCCUUAAUCUGGACACUGUACUUCUGCUGAUGCAGUCUAGAAUAGCAGUAGCUUAUUUUUUAUUUUUUUUUUUGCUGCUGCAUCACACUGUUGACUCUUGUUAAGCUUGUGGUCUACCAAGAUCCCUAGAUCCUUUUCACAUAUACCGCUAGUAAGCCAGGUGUCCCCCAUCCUAUGUUUGUGCAUCUGGUUCUUCCUGCCUAAGUGCAGAACCUCACACUUGUCCCUAAUGAAAUUCAUUUGGUAGCUUGCACCCAGUUGUCCAACCUCUUAAGGUAAUUUUGAAUUCUGAUUCUGUCUUCUGCGACAUUCGCUACCCCUCCCAGUUUGGUGUUAUCUGCAAAUUUGAUGAGCAUCCCCUCAAUUCCUUCAUCCAAAUCAUUUAUAAAGACGUUGAACAACAGGCCCAGAACGGGCCCACCCCACUGGUCACUUUUUUCCAGGAUGACAAGGAACCAUUAAUGAGUCCUCUUUGGGCUAGGUCAGUCAACCAGCUAGAAAUCCACCUAACAGUUACCCACAUUCAACCUACAUUUUACCAGCUUCCUCAUGAUAAUAUUAUGGGGGACUUUGCCAAAAGCCUUACUGAAAUCAAGAUACGUUAUGUCCACAGCGUUUCCCUGAUCUACCAAGUUUGUAAUUCCAUAAAAAAAGAAAAGAAAUCAGAUUGGUCUGGCAUGACUUAUUUCUGAGUAAGCACAGCAUCCUUUUCUAAAUGCUCACAGACCGGCUGUUGAAUUAUCUGUUCAAGGACCUUCCCUGGCAUCUAUGUCAAGCUCACUGGUCAGUAGUUACCUGGGUCUUCCUUUCACCCCCUUUUGAAGAUGGGGGCAACAUUUCCCCACCUCCAGUCCUCACCUGUUCUCCAAGAAUUCUCAAAGAUAAUAGACAAAGGCUCUGAAAUUACACCUGCAGUCUCCUUUAGUAUCCUUGAAUGCAGCUCAUCAGGCCCUGGAGAUUUGAAUUCAUUUAAAGUAGCUUAAGAAAAUAUAUCUUAAGAAAAUAUAUGGGAGUUGCUUUGUGUUUACAGGUAUGCUCCUAAAACGAUGAGUGUCAUAAUAUAUCCAAAUAUAGAAGGCACUUGUUAUUAUGAAGAUGCUCUUUAUUUGGAAACAACUGGAAGCCCUGGAUCUGCUAAAAUAUUCUGCCCUUCUUAUAAUGACUAUGAGAACGCAUCUGAUCCGAAGUGGUUCAAGGUAUGUAUCAUCGAUAUCUGGCUGUAUGGUUCUAGACAGACAGUGUUGGACUUGACUGUUCUCUGUGUAGCACCAGCCUCCUCUAGAGCAUGAGAAGGGAAAGUCUCAAUUAUCUGCUGAGAUGCCAUCUCCUCUCCCAUGAAGUAAGUGUUGAACACAACCACUUUUGAAUGUAUUAAUCUGACACUAGGCUCGCACACUCCCUUUCUGACUGUGCAGGUGAAAUUUAGGACUUGGCAUUGAAAUUUGGGAGGACUUUAGCAUUCAUGCCUAGGCUGGCUCUCUGGCAUAUUAUUGAGUGAGCUGUGUGGUGGAUUUAGGAAAGUUUGAUGGGUUCAGAGCCUCAGGGGUGCCAGGGACGAUGCAACUGUGAUUUGCAGUGGAGCACAAGAGGUGUAGGGCUGCUAAAUUUGAGACCCCAACAUCCCCACCACUUAGGUCACACACUAGUUCUGUCAUCCUUCACUGCCCUGGAAAUGGCAGUAGUCUUGUUCAUGGGUAGAUCAUUAUUUAUUUCCUCAUACAUAUCCCGACUUUCUUCCCAAUAAGGGACUACACGGCUGUUGACAAUAUGGUAUCACAUACAUUGCAGCACACAAUGUUAAAAUAUUGUUUUAUUGUUUGCUGUUACUUAUUUGUGCACCAUUUGGUUGGAUUCCUCGGCUAUAGCAGUCAAGGUGUAAGAUGUCCAUAAGAUUAUAAUUUCCCACGGCCCCAAGUAUGCAGAUAGUUUACUUGCAGAGGCAUUAUGAACUUCUGGAAACUUCGGCUCCUCUGAACAUGCUGAUCCUUCCCUCUUGAGUCUCAGUUUUCUGUUCUGACUACAGUCUUGUUGACAGAGGUGGCAGAACUCACCAUGAACACUCCCCACGUUCUCUUAGAAUGGCAAUGGCACCCAACUGAGAAGUGCCAGGACUGAGUUCCAGAGAGUUCUGGCUGGAAAAAAAAGGCCGUGCUUGCCAGCACGCAACACUGGAGUUCACAUUUAGAGGAGCGGUAGUAAUAUUAAUUAAUUAAUUAAUUAAUUAAUUAAUUGGGAUGUGGGUGGUGCUGUGGUCUAAACCACAGAACCUAGGGCUUGCCGAUCAGAAGGUCGGCGGUUCGAAUCCCAAUGACGGGGUGAGCUCCCGUUGCUUGGUCCCAGCUCCUGCCAACCUAGCAAUUCGAAAGCAUGCCAAAGUGCAAGUAGAUAAAUAGGUACUGCUCUGUCGGGAAGGUAAAUGGUGUUUCUGUGCGCUGCUCUGGUUUGCCAGAAGUGGCUUAGUCAUGCUGGCCACAUGACCCAGAAGCUGUCUGCGGACAAACGCCGGCUCCCUCGGCCUAUAGAGCAAGAUGAGAGCCGCAACCCCAGAGUCGUCCAUGACUGGACCUAACGGUCAGGGGUCCCUUUACUUUUACCUUUAGUAAUAUUUAAUAAGUCAUUAAACAGUGGUGAAAAAUGAAUAUAUGUUCUGUUUUUUAGGACUGUAAACUUCUUCAUGGAGCAAGGUACAAAGCGGUUAAAAACAUCCUUUACAUUUCUGAUGCAAUUAAAAGUGACAAUGGAUACUAUACUUGCCAGUUUACAUACCACCAUGGUGGAAGAGCAUUUCCAGUAACUGCAACAACGCCUUUUAGAAUUACAGGUAAGAUGAAAGUGGACAUUAACCAGUUUGAGCCAGCAGUGGUGUAGUGGUUAAGAGCAGUGGACUCAUAAUCUGGUGAACUGGGUUCGCUUCCCCGCUCCUCCACAUGCAGCUGCUGGGUGACCUUGGGCUAGUCACACUUCUUUGAAGUCUCUCAGUCCCACUCACCUCACAGAGUGUUUGUUGUGGGGGAGGAAGGGAAAGGAGAUUGUUAGCUGCUUUGAGACUCCUUAAGGGGAGUGAAAGGCGGGAUAUCAAGUCCAAACUCUUCUUCUUCUUCUUCUUCGAUAAACAAACAAACAAAUAUUUCGUAGUGUGUUUGUACAUACCAAGGUUGCUUUGGUUCCUAAAAAGAUAGCGUGGUCCUAUUAGCACAAACUGGUGUUGAAGUGGUAUUAAAUGGUGAGCCAGUCUUUACAGUAUUAUGCUGUUCUAGUCAAUUCAAUUAAACUUUUUAUUGCACUAGCCAUAGGCCAUGGCAUCAUUCAGAAGGAGAACAAAAAAACACACAACAACAAUAACCAUAAAAAUCAUUGGGCACCACACAUACAAUAAAACCAUAAAAUCAUUUGUUGCAUUAAGUAGAAUGGAAUAGCAGAAGAUUCUCAGGUAAGAUGUGCGAAAUUAAAUAUCCGAAUCCCCUUUGCAGUUGACUGCUAUUUUAUCUAGUUCUUCCCUCCUGAUCUUCUUAGCUGCCAGUGCAUAGAGUGCUACUUUAUAAGUAACAAAUGUGGGAAUGUUCAGGGAUGCAGGAGAGGAUAUAUUGUCUGAUUAUAUCCUUAUCCAACUUGUGUUAACUUUGCAGCGGAUGCGUUUGCUCAGGCUCUCUAAAGCCUCUAUAAUAACUGUUCUGGUAUUUUCCCCUUAUUCCCUCAUAAAAGAUAAGACACGACACAAUCUUCUACAAAAGUAUAAAAAGAGUUUACUCACAUUCUGUUCACAAUCAGAUCUCAGAAGGCAGACUUAGCUUAAUGAAGUAACAUACACUUGGAAUUUAUCUCAUAAGACAGUCCCUUUGUCCUCUCUUGGCUGGAAGCCAAGAGGGCAUCUUUGGCUUAGUAGAUAUUGUUUCUUCAAUGCAUGUGGUGAAAAAGAGAGAGAUGGCUGCCCUGCCCUGUGCUUUUGUCGUUACCUGCACAGGUGAGGCCACACCCACAUUCCUCACAUGCAGAGGAAGUCUGUCCCAGCCCAGAAGGAAACGGGAAGUUUUCCUGCUGGUUGGACAAACAUUCCUCCCCAUGUGCAAACAUGUUCACUCUAGGAAUGUUGUACUUGACUGCUCUUGUGUUUCACAUCCUACAACAAAGCUGUCAUUGUCGCUCAGCAGCCAUUUCACCCUUUCCACCCUAUUCACAUGUGUUCUAUUCAUAAACAGGGGUUUUGUAAAUUGGUCUCUUGGGUCUAGAUAUAACAGGUGCUGCAAUAAAUAAUGGCAUCGGUCCUUGACGCAGGGUUGUCCACACAGACAGAGACUCUCUUUGUAAUGUACUUUGCCGUACCGUCCAUCCAACACCGCCGAGGGCAUCGAUUGGAAUUGUAGUUAUGUAAAAGUGAUUCUUGGUAUGGCAAGUGGGAGCUUUUUCAGGUAUCUGGUUCGGGCAUGCUCCGUUUUGUUAAGUGGGAACCAUGGUGAGCUCUUGGUAGAAGCAAUCAUGGUUAGAUUUCUUUCUGCAUCGGACCUAAAGAGACAGUCUCUUAAGUGCUUCUUAUCCAUCUUCAUGGAUAAUUACAUAUCUUGUAACUGGUAUUGGGACAAGAGGUGUUGGAUGCCAGCCUUCCAGCAUUUGGUCUGUUUUCGUUCUGUGUGAGACAUAGCAAGGAAUCUCUAUGCUGUUCUAUAUUUCUGUCUGACGUGAUUAUUCUAACAGUUGUAACCAGUGCUGUUUUUCUGGGGGGUGGAGAAGGUGCCGGAACUCACCAUGAAUGCCUCCCUUGUUCUUUUAUAAUGGCAAUGGUGCCCACCUGAGAGGUGCCAGAACUGAGUUCUGGCAAGUUCCUGCUGGGGGGGAAAAAGCCCGGGUUGUAACUGUGUUUGCCGUGUAAAUUGAUUAGUUUGUGUGGUCAGCGCUCUCAUAAAUGGGAGUGCCAUAGAAGCAGCCAGAAGCAUAGGGGUUUUCUGACUGGGACUUAAGUGCUUGAGAAGGAAGGUUCAACUCUUCCUUCCAGCUGCUACAAUUUUGUUUAGACCACAGCGCCACCUCAGCCCACUGAGCCUCUUGGGCUUGCCAGUUGUAAGGUCGGCAUUUCGAAUCUGUGCAACGGGGUGAGCUCCCGUUGCUCUGUCCCAGUUCCUGCCAACCUACCAGUUUGAAAGCACACCAGCACGAGUAGAUAAAUAGUUACCGCUGCAGCAGGAAGGUAAACGACAUUUCCAUGCACUCUGGGUUCCCUCACUGUGUUCCAUUGCUUCAGAAACAGUUCAGUCAUGCUGGCCACAUAACUCAGAAAGCUGUCUGUGGACAAACGCCGGCUCCCUUGGCCUGAAAGCGGAGAUGAGCACCACAACCCAUAGUUGAAUUCAACUGGACUUAACCAUCCAGGGGUCCUUUACUCUUUACUUUUACCUUGCUACAAUUUUGUCCCAAAAUGGCUUUGGAAAGUCUUCCCUGUAAUCUCUGAAUGUUCUGGUCCAAAGUUCAGCCUGAAUUCUAGUAGAGUUGAACUCAGCAGUAAUCCUAAUUUAUAUUUGUGGGGUUGAGUUAUUUUUGUUUUGUUUUGUUUUUUUAAAUAAGCAACAGGGAUUACUCUUCUGAUAUCACACUGAAGUAAUCUAAGUGAUGCCAUAUUUAAAAUAUAUUGGAAAAUAUUACGAAUAUAAUCUAUAAUUCUAAAUUGUGAAAUCACAGCUUAAACAUUAAUCUAAUGUUUCCUGUCUCUGUCUCUUGCCCCCAAAUUCCACAGAUUCCUUUUUACUGACAUAUCCUAAAGUUUUAUAUCCAAAGGAUGGUGACGUUAUAGAAGUAGAGAUUGGUAAUGAUACUAUUUCUUCAGCUGUUUAUUUUUGUUUGUCUGUCCUAAAUCUCCACCCAUUCGGUUUCAUCGGAUGACCUGGGGGGGGGGUCUAAUUUUAUGCUGCUGAUGUAUGGAUUCAUCCUUCUAGGUUCUCCUGCGCAACUUUUAUGUAAGGCAUGGCUGGGCCACGGAAAGCAAGACAUAGCCAUAAGCUUUUGGGAAAUCGAUGAAGCAAACGAUUCCAACCGCUUUGUUACAUCCAAUAAAUCGUAAGUAAAAAGAUGUCCAUUGUUAGGAUGUGGGGGUGGGGAGAAAUAAUUUAAUUAGCUAAUUUUUAUGAUGCUGCCAGAAUUUCUAGAGUAGUUUACAAAAAUGCAUAUUAAACGAUAACAGCUUAAUAUCACAAAAAAAAUCAGUUGCAAUCCAAAAAAAUAUGUUGGAAUCAGUUUUUAAAACCUGGAAUGAUGACAAUGACAACAACAACAGUUCUUGUUUAGCUUUGUCCCAUUGUGAGCACCAAGUGAAGCAAAUUCCACUUCUAGGUUGCCAAAGCUAAUCUGGUUCUAAUGACAUUCUUUCUACUAGGUAUAUGGUACCUGGCGAAGGACAGUUUGCAGAGGCUGAAUUAAGCAUCACAGAAGUGAGGGAAGAAGACCUCAGCUUAACCUUUAGAUGUGUCCUGGCCAAUGAUCUGGAGUUCGAAACAACAGAAGUGACACUGGUGCCCAAAGGGGCAGGUGAAGGUGAGAAGAAUUUUAAUCCUCUCUUUGUUCAGCAACUGUCAAAUCUCAAAACGUAAGAAGGACGGUGUUCCUAUAUUUCCCUCAGAACUCUCCCACCAGAACUCUCACCAUCCUUGCUCUUGGCCUUCCUCAAGUGCCUCUAAGUGGCUGGAACAAGCCCUAUGUUACUUGUUUGCCAGGGUACAGGGGUAUAUGUGUGGCAUAUAUGUGUUGACACCUGAAGCGAAUCAGAACAUGCAGCCAUCUCUGGCCUGGGAACUCAAGUUCUUGAAGGGUGUAUUUUAAAUAUACAAGGAAGAGUCGCUCCCCUCCUUUGCCUUCUGCCAUCUCUGCAGCCCCACCAGCAAUGAGCAGCAUCACUGGCAAGCAAGCCCCGUGGCCAACGCUGGGUGGGAUGUGUGUGUGACACUGUGUAGUCACUGUGCAGAUGAGCUGGUGGCCAAAGGCAGCAGGAAGGGUGGCAGCUGUGGACCACACACCAUGCCUCCUCUUCCUUCUCAUAGCAGCUUCUGUGGGGAAGCCAGAAAGAGUGCCAGGAGGUGGAGGCCAUUGCUGCAGCAAAGCUCACCCAACUGGGAAGGACAGGCUAGGUCACAAGCUUCCUCAAAUUUGGUCCUCCAGAUGUUUUGAGACUACAAUUCCCUUCAUCCCCUCCACAUAUGUUUAUAGUUACCCCUAUCACUACACUCCCUCCAAGAAGUUGCUGAAACAUUCCUAUAAAUGUAUGGUAAGUUUACCAGGGUAAGCCACCACUUUUGCAAUAUCUGCAAAUCCUUUAAUGCUAGUUGAGUGGGACGUCAGCAUGGCCAGUAAUCUGGAAUGGUGGGAGUUGCAAUCUAAGGGGCACCCAUUCCCUCCUUGCUGUUUGUCUGAUCAAAAUCAUGCUCUCCAAGUUCUCCUUGCCACCAGGAGAAGACAUACAGAUCUCACAUCGUCUCCCAUCCAAUGAGAAAACCUUUUAAGUAGAGUGGUACUUCGGUUUUCGCAUGCCUCUGUAGUCUAACGUUUUGGAACUCGAAUGCUGAAAACCCGGAAGUAAGUGCCUUGGUUUUCAAACGUGCCUCUGAAGUCAAACAGGAAACGCGGCUUCCAUUUUGAGUUUUCUGUAUUGAGGCUUGUGUUUUGAGGCUUCCGCUUUCUGAACAUUUUGGAACUUAAACGGACUUCUGGAACGGAUUAUGUUCGAAAACCGAGAUACCACUGUACAGCCAAUUUAAGGAUGCCAAUCUUUUCUUUCUACCCUUUAGGCUUCUUGCAUAGGCUAGAUUAGUAGGAGUUCCUUUAUUGGCUGUAGAGAUGGUAAGAAUCCCAGUCACCACAAAAAUUAAAUGACUGGCCUUGUCCCAAAAUGGCCUUUGAGACUUGAAGGGUUCAAUCCAUUCAGAGAUUUAUUAUUAAAUCCUUGAAUUUCACUUCAGAGACAAUAGAGAACUAUCAGUCAAGACACAGAAGCACUAGCAUGGUGUGUUUUCUGGAGCAAUCACUGUAUGAAACAACCAUUCAACAAUCCAAUAUGACCCAGCCUGUACUUAGAAGAGCUUUCUCAGAAGCUCUGUUUUGAGUUGUCCACCAUCUUUUGGGCAGUGGAACUUCCUUCCUAAGGAGGUUUAACCUGCUCCUUCUCUGCCAGUGUCAGCUCUGAGGCACCAGGCAAAGAUGUCUCCCUGCCACAAUUGUGCUUUUCGACCCACUGAUUAUUUGUUGUUUUUAUAAAUAUGAUUUCCUACCUGCCUUUCAUCAUAAGGUCCCAGGGUUACGGCAAUUUAAGAACACGUUUUGUAACAGUCUCGCACAAAUUGCGGUCACAAUAACGAAGUGACCUGAAAAUAUGUAUCUCAAGUGUCAAAAUUCAGGGGUAAAACUUCACCAUAGGCUGAGGUUUUAGGUGAAGAUGAUGAUGGGUAAGGCUGCUGAUCCUGGAUAUGCAUAGUCUGUUGUAGUUUUAAUUUGUUUUUUUCUGAACAGUUUUAAGGUGUUAAAGUCAGUUGGCUCAACAGUAAUUGCAUAUCUGUUUUAUCUGUUUUUCUUCUAUGUCAUAUAUUUUAAUUGGAGAACAGGCACUGGAGGAGCAGCUGUUUUGGCUCAGUGUUUUUAACUGAUAAGAAACACUUAGAAUGCCAUCUUGACCAAUGGAUACUCUCCAGUUUUAAUAGUUAUUUGUUACACAAGCACAGACCUGCAGUGCUUCGGUUAAAGAGUCCAGAACUACAUUGCCAAAUGUCUUCCAGGAAGUUGCCACAGAAGUCAGACCCCAUUUGAUAACGUCUAACAGUUACUACGUACACAAAUCAAACACCUUGGCCGCUUUGAGGGUCAAUACGCAGUGACAGGAACUGAGACUAGCAAAAAUGGAACAGAGGGAGGACUAAUUCUGGGAAGUGGUGGCCUGGGGUUUAAUUGAAGUGAGGUCAUCACAGGAAGUUCCUUUACACAGGAAGUCAGCCCAUUAGACCUUCUAGUAUUGUCUGCACUGCAGAGGAACACCUCUCCAAGUUUUAGAGAAGGGCUUUCCCAGCAAAGCCCUUCUCAUGACACAAGACAUCCUGGUUAGUCUACUCCAGACUUAUUAUUCUAGCAUCUCUACUUUCACUGCUGUUUUGUGUGAUUGAAAAUAGAGCCCAGGAUAGAUUUAUAUUUUUGGUAAUCAUCUAUAUUUUCUUUUCAUCAGGUCAUAGCAACACCUACGUGAUUGUGGUGUUUGCUAUUUUAGCAGGUCUUACAAUGAUCUUGGUGAUGGUUUACCAUGUUUUUCGUGUUGACAUUGUCUUAUGCGUCCGAAGGAUAUUUAACUGCAAUAAAUCUAGGGAUGGUGAGUAUGAAUGCGCAGUUUGUGCAAGCAGUAAUGAGCAGUUGCAUGUCCCAGAGCCAAGAAUUUAUCCAUGAUCUACAGAUGACUGGCUCCUCAUGUAGCUGGACAUUUACCAUGGUGAUAAAAGGUAGUAUGGAUCUGAGUGGAUGUCACACUACAAGGGCCUUCUCGAUAGUGGAACCCAUCCUGUGGAACGCCCUCCCUUCAUAUGUCAAGGAAAUAAACAACUAUCUGACUUUUAGAAGACAUUUGAAGGCAACUCUGUUUAGGGAAGCUUUUCAGGAUUGAUGUUAUAUAUAAAAAAAAUCAUUGUUAUUAUUAUACAAGAGGAAUGCAAAUUUGCUUUCAGAGAGCAGAGCAAUGAAAAGCUAUAAUGGGUGGGAAAGGAUGGACUAACUCUGUUUCGAUGGCAAUACCAGGAGUGGCUUAAAUUGGAUCAAGUUGCUUCAGAAGGCACAUGACAUGUUGAUUUUAUCACUUGGCACUUGCUUCCCUUGAAUUUGGAAGUGUGUGGUGUAAUGGACUAUGACCUGGAAGACCAGAGUUCCAAUUCCCACUCAGCCAUGAAACUCACCUGGGGCUGGUUACUGUCUCUCAGGAGAACAUGCCUCGUAGGUUUCUUGUGAGGAUCAAAAGGAGUGGGGAGAAUCAUGUGCACCGCCCAGAAUUCCACAAUUACAACAUCUGUGCAACUCACUCUCAAACUUUCGGAUUGUUGAAACAUAUACAACAAAAAGUUAAUCAAUUCGAGUUGUGCAACUCAAAUUGGGUCUACUAGACCUAAUGAUUUUAAGCAAUGUGGACUGAAUUUGCUUCUGGGGCCCCUCUGUGAUUAGGGGCCCUGAGGCUUAAGCUUCAUUAAUUUCCUAGUAGAUCUGCCCCUACUAAGGACUGUGCUUUCAAGUUCUUGGAAUUCAUUUCCCCUCUUUAGCUUUAUUAAUUUUAUAUAAUAAUCCCACAUACAGUGGUACCUCGGGUUAAUAACUUAAUUCGUUCUGGAGGUCCGUUCUUAACCUGAAACUGUUCUUAACCUGAAGCACCACUUUAGCUAAUGGGGCCUCCCGCUGCCGCCACACGAUUUCUGUUGUCACCCUGAAGCAAAGUUCUUAACCCGAGGUACUAUUUCUGGGUUAGCAGAGUCUGUAACCUGAAGCGUCUGUAACCUGAAGCAUAGGUAACCCAAGGUACCACUGUAGUAUAACAAAUAUGCACAAUUAAUUCUAUGGUGCAUGCAACUUUAUUCACAUUCAAUGGGCUGAAUAAUUUCAAGUCUAUCCAUGUUCUUUUCACGCUUGUACAUUCUAAAAAUUGUGCUAAGCAUGCUGCGUAUAUGAUUUACAAACAGGUGUGCUAAUAAUCUGUAAUCCGGCUGUUUAACCUGUACAACCAAAUGAAUUCUGCAUUUCUAACUUGAAAAAUAACAGCUUUCUAAAAUUCAUCCUUCAGCUUUGCACCUAUUUCUUGUUUUAUUUCGCAGAUGGGAAAGUACAUGAUGCAUAUGUUAUCUAUCCCACAAAUGACACUUAUGAAAAUAAUUUUAUGGGCUCUUUUGUUCAUCAGAUUCUACCGGAGGUUUUAGAAAAACAAUGCGGGUAUAGAUUGUGCAUUUAUGGGAGAGACGUGUUGCCUGGAGAAGGUAAGCUGUUGUGCAAUGAAGAAGCUGUGAAUUACAAAUAGUACUGCCAUGAUCUCAGCUACAUACCACUACUAGCCUGAGAAUAAAGGCUAGUCAACACAGAGCUCCAGUAUGGUAGAUCAUGGAUAUGGAACCUGUGGCCCUACACAGGUGUUGUUGGACCAGCCUGACGCAUGGUCAGAUAUGAUGGGAGCUGAAAUAAAAUAUAAUCUAGAACAGGUCUGGGGAACCUCCAGCUCACAGGUCAAAUAAGGCCUGUUUGUUUGGCAUUCCUCCUUCCUCGGCCCCCAGCCACAGCCGUCGAACUCUUCUUUCUUCUUCUUUGGCGAUCACUUGUAGCCAGGUAAGAUUGUCUUCCAUAAACACAGUUAUAACAGUGAGUCUGUAAGUGACUGUGGAGGCCAAUUCUGGAUCCACACAUCCUUCCGCAGUGGGAACAUUAAUUUCCGAGCAGGAGUUGAUCACUAUGAGGCUUUGCCAAACGCAGUUCUCCUUUUCGUCCUGAGUUUGAGUGUCUUCAAAGCCCAUGGCACCUUUGGCAAAGGCUGUUCUCCAACUGGAGCGCUCGCAGGCCAGUUUUUCCCAGUUGUUGGUGUGUAUACUACUUUUUUAAAGAUUUGCCUUGAGAGAGUCUUUAAAUCUCUUUCGUUGGCCACCAGCAUUACGCUUUCGGAUUUUAAGUUUGGAAUAGAGUAGUUGCUUCAGAAGUCGAUAAUCAGGCAUCCACACAACAUGACCAGUCCAACGAAGUUGAUGUUGAAGAAUCAUUGCUUCAACACUGGUGAUCUUUGGCAUCAAAGGAGCAUUAGAAUGUGUUCCAAUUGUUCCUCUGCAAGCAGGGCUUGCAAUUGGCACUGAAUUUAUAUUUAGCACUGAAAGCAAGCCCUGCUUGUGGUGGGGGCUCUUCCUUAGUAGACAAGGCUCAAUUCAAGCUGCACCAGAAAUAGUCCAAUUAUGGCAUGGUAGGCUCUGGAGGUCUUCAAGCAGAGGCCUAGCUAGCCAUCUGUUGAGGAUGCUCUAGCUUUCUCUUCCAAACUAUCUGAUUCUAAGAGUCACAAGAAACCACUUGAAAAACCACAGACAGACUGCACCGCUGGUGCCCCUUACUUUAGAUGCAGUGGCCAGUGUUGGUAGUGGGUAUCUUCUGAGCCUGAGAUUUUUAAUAGUCUUCUGAAACAUGCACCAUAGAGUUGGAAAGGUCUUGUGCUAUUUCUUAACUGCGUACUUUAUACAUUGGCAGAUGCUAUUAGUGCAAUUGAAAGUAGAAUACAAAAGAGCAGAAGACUGAUCAUCCUUCUAACAGAAUGGCUGGCCAAGAGUGAACAUUUUGCGUACGAGCAUCAGAUUGCAUUCUACAAUGUCCUCAUCCAAAAUAACGUGAAAGUGAUUCUGCUGGAAAUGGAGGAAAUUGGGGAGUACGAACGGCUGCAGGAGUCUCUCAGGCACCUCAUUCGCCAGCAAGGAACUAUAAAAUGGAAAGCAAAAUACAUGGCCUCUCCAUCCUCACCCAACACUGCCUUUUGGAAGCACGUGGAAUACCAAAUGCCAUGGAGGCGUCGUUUAAAGAAGCCAACCACAGCGAAUCCUGCAUAUGGUUUGCUGUAAAUAAGCCUGCAAAAGCGACUAGCUUGCAUGAAUGUUUGCUAGUUUGCUGUGGGCCUUUUACAGCAGCCUGUUGCAUUUCUUUGCUAGGUGUAAGGGGAAGGGUGGAGCACUCUGGCUUGUGGCCUGCAGUUCCCUGUUGCUUGUGGCUAUCAGGCUAGCACUUAAAUUUCGAGACAGCAAAAUGAUCUGCACGCUUUACUUCUUCUUUUCAAAAUGUAUUUUAAAUGAAAGAUUUCUUA
Molecule: messenger RNA, 27266 nt
Organism: Podarcis lilfordi (Lilford's wall lizard)
Lineage: Eukaryota; Metazoa; Chordata; Lepidosauria; Squamata; Lacertidae
Source: the annotation of a GenBank genome assembly